UCGACUCUUUCCACUUUCUUUUUUUUUUCCGUCUUCUGUAACUUUUCCUCGAUCUGGUAGAAACCCUAGAAACCACGGGAUCUACCUUCGAUCUCACCAUUCUACCCAUCACCUUCCUCUUCCCAGCUUUGGUUUCCGUAACCGUACCCUCAAUUGCCAUUUUCUCGAAUCAGAGAUUCAUCUCCGCGCCGGUGCUAAUCUGAGAUUUGUGUUUGCGGAUGGCUUCCAACGCUGGUAAGCCCUUCUGGGUGAAACACGCAGAAGACGCCAAAAUCAAGGACGACGGGGAGAAAGACGCCGCCGCCAAAGCCGCUUUCGACGCCACAUUCAAAGCCGCCGCCGAUCAACAACCCACGCCGUUGUUAAUCGAACCUUCUCCGUCGUCCACGGUAGUACCGGAACCAGCACAACCGGAGGAGGAAUCCGACAGCGAUUCUUCGGAUUCGGAAGAUGAAUUCGAUUACUUGUCGAGGAAACCGAUUGGUCCAUUGGAUCCGAGUAAGUCCACGGCUUCCGGAGCUGGGAUCGGUGGAGGAACUGCUUGUGUGCCGUCUACCUUUGUGGUUGUUACAAAGGACUCUGAUGGGAGGAAAGUUCCCAACGGUGGGGCUUUGAUUAGGGUUAAAGUGACGCCUGGUGUUGGUGUUGGUGGUGAAGAGCAAGAAGGUGUGGUUAAAGAUGUUGGAGACGGGAGUUAUGCUGUUACCUACGUUGUCCCCAAGAGAGGUAACUAUAUGGUCAGCGUUGACUGCAAUGGUGAUGCUAUUAUGGGUAGUCCUUUCCCUGUCUUCUUCAGCCAAGGAACUUAUUCUUCUUCUGCUUCUGCUGGAAUCAUUGGCUCUGCUCCAGCUUCAUACUCAAGCCUUACAAACCAAACAAUGCCGAACAUGCCGAACUACACUGGUUCGGUUUCGGGUGCUUUCCCGGGGCUCUUGGGGACGGUUCCAGGGAUUUCUCCUGGUCCUUCAGGUGGUGCUAUUUUGCCUGGGGUUGGAGCUUCGCUUGGGGAAGUGUGCCGGGAGUAUCUUUAUGGUAGAUGUGCUAACACGAUGUGCAAGUUGAGUCAUCCUCCGCAGAGUUUGCUCAUGACUGCUAUAGCUGCCACAACCAGCAUGAGUAAUCUAAGCCAGGUUCCUAUGACACCUUCCGCUGCAGCGAUGGCUGCUGCUCAGGCUAUUGUCGCCGCACAAACCCUUCAAGCUCAUGCUUCUCAGAUGCAAGCUCAAGCUUUAAACAAAGCCUCUUUAGGUUCCCCGAGAAAAGAAGUAAAGGGGGAAGAAUUGAAGAAAUAUGUCCAAGUUGGCAACCUGAGUCCACUGCUUACCACUGAGCAGCUUAAGCAGCUAUUUAGCUUCUGUGGCACAGUAGUUGACUGUACUAUAACUGAUUCAAAGCACGUUGCUUAUAUAGAGUACUCAAAGCCGGAAGAAGCAACCGCUGCGUUGGCAUUGAACAAUAUGGAAGUUUGCGGUAGGGCUUUGAAUGUUGAGAUUGCAAAAUCUCUUCCUCAGAAACCAUCUUUGGAUAACUCUUCUUCAUCCUCCGUACCAAUGAUGAUGCAACAGGCCGUGGCGAUGCAGCAGAUGCAGUUCCAGCAGGCUAUACUGAUGCAACAAGCCAUGGCUACUCAGCAGGCGGCGAAUAAGGCUGCCACUAUGAAGUCUGCCACCGAGCUUGCAGCAGCUAGAGCCGCAGAGAUAAGCAGGAAACUGAACCCUAAUGGAGUUGGGAAUGACGAAAAAGAAGCUGACCAGAAACCUAGGUCACCAUCUAAAUCUCCUGCCAGGUCUAGAUCGAAGUCAAAAUCACCAAUUAGUUACAGGCGAAGGCGGAGAUCUCGGUCUUACUCACCACCAUUUCGUCGCCCACGAAGUCAUAGAUCAAGAUCACCGUUGAGAUAUCACCGGCGAUCAACUUAUGAGGGGAGAAGGCGGUCAUAUAGAGAUUCUAGGGAUGUUUCUGAAAGUAGGAGAUACGGUAGAUCAGAUGAACACCAUUCAUCUAGUUCAAGGAGAAGUAGAAGUGUAAGCCCCCAAAAGAGAAAAUCAAAGCUGGUUGAUUCAGAGCUGUCAAGACAUGGACGAGAUAGCUCAUCUCGUGGGGAUAAGAAAUCAUCUCGUGCUGGUUCACGAUCACCAAGGCGACAUAAGGAAACUAAGUCAACCCCAAGAGAUGAUGACGAUACCAAAACCAAACGUAGAACACGUUCAAGAUCUAGAUCAGUGGAAGAUUCGGCAGAUAAGAAGGAUAAGGCUAGGUCAAGGUCAAGAUCUCGUGACGGUGGGAAAAGAACCAGAGACACAUCCCGAAGUUCUGAUGAUACUGAACGGAAACAGAGGGGGAGGUCUAGGGCUAAAUCAUUGGAAGUCAACAAUGGCUCUCAUGAGGAUAUUGAUGUUGCUGAAGGCAUGAAGGAGGAGAGGAGGGGAAGGUCUAGGUCUAGGUCUAGAUCAUUGGAAACUGAACACAGGUCUUCUAGGAGAAAUGAGCUGGAAGAAGAUAAAGACACAGGAUCUCGUAGAAGGAGGUCGAGGUCGAGAUCAGUUGACGGUAGUAAACGUAGUCAUACCAAGGAGACUCAGAGCAGGGAGAAAAAGUCCAAGCGUCGUAGUGGAAGAAGGUCGAGGUCAGUGUCGUCUGAGGGUAGGCAUGGGAGAGAGAGAAGGUCAUCCCCUGGAUACUUUGAUGAAAAGAAAUCAUCAUCAAGACGUAAGGGACACUCGAGGUCGAGAGAGAAGAGGGACAGUUCAAGAGAGAAAAGAUCAAAACGACAUGAAAGAUUGCGGUCAGCUUCUCCUGGAGGUUCUGAAUGAUCAUCAGCUGUUUAAAUAGCAGACUGGCCUUUUCUCCAGUUGAGACGCUCUUACUCUAUUUUAUUCUCAAUGCCACUUUCAAAUAAACUGUUUAAAACUUCUAAAAAAAUUGUUUCUGCUUCA
Raphanus sativus (radish) is the source of this 2936-nucleotide messenger RNA. RefSeq lists its product as uncharacterized. Gene Ontology annotation, molecular function: protein binding; metal ion binding; RNA binding. Lineage: Eukaryota; Viridiplantae; Streptophyta; Magnoliopsida; Brassicales; Brassicaceae. The coding region runs from base 219 to 2813 and encodes 864 amino acids. The record is from RefSeq and is a predicted model, not a curated record. The transcript is spliced from 4 exons.